GGAUGUGCGUCAGCGACCCAAGUAGCCGAAAACCGAAACCGAGCACAACAACAUUAAUGCGAAGAAAUAGCUUUGUGUUGGUCGCGUCUGCUGUGAAAGAAACACUCUGUGAUUCGCGAAUCUUAUGAAUCAGAAACACAUUUGAUCCGGGGGCGCUCGUUCGUGAUGUGAAAUGUGAGGUGCGCCUGUGUACAAAACCAGUUGGAGAGAUGGCGGGUUUGGAGCGGGUCAACCGUCAGCUAUUCCCUCUGCGCGACAUUUCGUCCGUCGUCGAGGUGUUCAGAGACGAAAUCGUCAAUUCCUCGGACCCGGACCUCGCCCUGCUGUCCAUCAUCGGCGGCGCCGUCGAGAACUCCUUGACAUGCAACCGGGCGGCCGUUCUGAAGGAGGCCCCGGGCGACGGAGACGGCGACGACGAGGGGCCUGCCUUUGAAUUAGAGUUUCACAUCGUCGAGGCGCUCUACACGCAGUUUCGCUCCAUUAUCCUCGGUUCCGUGGACCUGUCCGCCUACGGGGACUGCAAGUACGCCACCAGGGAGGUCGUGAAGAAGGUCUCGGAUGUCAUCUGGAACUCCCUGUCGAGGAGCUACUACAAAGACAGGGCCCACCUCCAGUCCCUCUACAGCUAUUUGACAGGCAAAAAGCUGGAUUGCUUUGGUGUUUCCCUGGCUGUUGUUGCGGGUUGUCAAGUAUUGAACUUGAAUGAUGUUCAUCUUGCUCUUUCUGAAGAUCACGCUUGGGUUGUAUUUGGCGAACAUGGCACAGAAACCUCAGAAGUCACUUGGCAUGGUAAAGGCAAUGAAGAUAAGAGAGGCCAGCCCAUUGGGACUGGUUUGGGGUCCCUCUCCUGGUUGUAUGUUAAUGGCCAGCCUGUUGUCUGUGACCGUCACAUGGAGGUGACUGCUCUUGUUUCCUCAAUAAAUCCAUCAUUAAGUAUGACAAAUGACGUAAAAGAGGUAGCAGAUUUUCAACAGGAGGUGUUGUGGCUGCUCUAUGAUUAUGGUCACCUGGAAAGAUAUCCAAUGGCUCUUGGAAAUUUGGGGGACUUGGAGGAGAUAAACCCUACACCUGGUCGUCCUUCAUGUUUAGAGCUGUUUUCACAAGCGGUGGAUGUAUCAAGGAAGUGUUAUAAUAACCAACAUGUGUAUCCAUACACAUACCAGGGCGGCUAUUGUUUCAGACAUAAAAUGUACAAAGAAGCUCUUGAAAGUUGGGCUAAUGCUGCAGAUGUUCUCCGAGAGUACAAUUAUUCAAGAGAUGACGAGGAGCUUUACAAAGAACUCAUGGAAAUUGCUAAUGAGCUUAUACCCCAUGUAAUGAAGGCAGUUGGGUCAGGAAUUGAUGCACACUCAAUUCUGAAAGAUCCGGAAUGUUUUGCUCACCUUUUGAGGCUGUAUGACGGAAUCUGUCAGUGGGAGGAAGGCUCCAUUACACCAGUCCUGCACAUUGGCUGGGCCAAGCCCCUUGUCAACACAAUUGCAAAGUUUGAUGCUAGUGUACGAGCCCAGUUGGUCAUUGAUCUUCAAGAUGAUUUGGAUGAGGAGUCAACUGUGAAAGAAGAGAAAGGACCUAGCAAAGCAGUAACUUCUGAGGCGGUUAGCGGGGAGUUAAAGCAAGAAGAACCCAGUAAAGAGAAUGCUGGUGACAGUUUGAACAACAACAACAACUACUCCAAGGAACAAGAAGGGGAUUCUACUUCAAAUCCCCGAAACGGAUCUGCCAGUGGCGUGCAUCCGUCAAUUGAAGCAUUGACUGCUGCAUGCUCUGAGAAAAUUCUAAAUCCUGACUUUUUGCUCCAAGGAGAUGGAGAACCUUUUGUGGCUGGGGUUAAAGAUGAGGUUGCUGACUUGGCAGAAAUUGAUAUUCCCAAACCACUGGUUAAGAAGUCCGGAGCCAAUGGAUGUGCUUCUGUUCCUACUGUUACUGCUUCAUCAUCAACAUCAGAAAGCAUUACUCGCCCAGCAAAAAUUAAGACUGCAAGAAUAUCAAAUGUUUAUUUAACGACGGGCUUAUCUCACACUGAGGAUGGAAGGCCAAAGCUUACAUUAAGUAGUCGGAAAAUGUGUGGUCUCAAAGAUCUUCUGCUCUCAGAGAAACUGAAUACCCAAGCAAUUUCACUACAACUUACAGCACAGUCACAAGUACAAGUUGGACGAAAAACUCGGCCUGGUUUGCAGGAGGCAUCAACAGGUUCAAGACCGAAGCGAAGCCGCAGAGAGUAACUGCAAAGCCCAAGGAAGCAUAAUUGGAGAGCAUCUGUUGCAUUUGUGUAACUUAAGUGUUAUAUUGAAGCUACUAGCAAGUGACCUUCAAGUUAUUUAUUUAUGAUCUUUUGUGGUAACAGAAGCUUUUGGAAGCUUCUAAGUAGUUGAAAUCCUAAACUCAAACCCAAUCCCAAUAGAUUGAUCUGUACUUUUAAUGUAGUAUUUAUCCUUAACUUUUUAAAAUAUUUUGAUGGGUGUGUUGCUUAUGGUUCUGAGCCGUUGUGUUUGUUGAGGUCUAAGGUCUUGUUGGUUUUGUUGUAAAUUAUCUAGUGUUUCCUCUCUUUAACUUAAUGUUUAGAAAUGUGGAUAUUAAUUAAGAAAACUGAAUGCGUGAAAUUUUACUUUAGCUCUUUGUGAUGAUUGUUAAAGGCUGCAUUUGUUUUUUGUGGUUUUAUCAGUAUGCUUAAUUAACAUGCACAUUUCUUCCUGAUUUUAAGCGUGUUGCAAGUUGUUGUUAUGGCAUGGCACUCUAAACAUGUAUUUUAUCUUCAGUUACUGUGCAGGGUGAAGACGUGAUUUUCUAUGAAAUUUUAGCAGGUAUAUUCUGUGGGAUAUAUCCAGCAACUUGAUAUAGAAUGAUGAGGGAUGAAAUUUCUGUGUCUAAUUGUUUUUUAGACAAACCUUAGAUUGAUUCAAAGUAAAAUAUGUUUGAAGUUUUAUCAAAUUGUGAUGGUGAGCUUGUCACAUUAUCUCGUUUCUUUGACCCAAAUUUUGUCAGCUAAUAAUAGUGUGAAAAUUUUCUCGGUUUCUUGUUACUGUCAUUGCUGAUUGUGUUAGCAGUGUUUUUCACUUAACUGUAUUCCUCAGUGUGUUAGUAAGACAUUAUUUGCUUAGCUGAAAAAUGUCUUGCAGAUUUUAGACCUUAGAGUAGGACGUUUCCCUAUGGCUAAGGAAAUAAUGCUAAAUAUUACUAUGUAGAUACGUAGAUAUUUCUCAAAUGUUCUACUCUUCUAGGAUUGUUGCAAGUUUGUGUAACGUUCCUUCACAGUUUCUAACCUUUUUUCCUUACAUAAUGUACAUUUUCAAUGAAAAAAAAUGUAGAUUCCGUUAUUUUGGUAUCCAUAUUACUUAGAGUAGAAUAUCCCCUUCUAUUGGUAUCCUCUGGACUUUAGAGAAUAUACAAUGGGAAUAUUCUCUUUUGACAAUGUUUGUUAUUUGAUGCUGGUCAUCAUUGUGUAUUUCUUUCCUGUAUUGUUUCACUCCCAGUUCCUUUUUGCAUGACAUCACAUUCAGAAAUCUGAGUGUGCUUCAUAUUGCUGUUUGUUUGUGUCUUUUUUCGUGUUUUUUCAUCAAACACUCGUUUAUUUAUGGACUAUGUCUUUCAAAGGAAAAUGUUUGUUAUUGUUUCCUUUCCUUGUAGGUACUAGCUGGAUUUUUCUUUGGUGCAAUUCUGUUUGUAUUUGUGUUGUAUGGUAUUUAUUAGUGUGUCGUUUGGGAGAUUGAGAGCCAAGUCUUUCACUUACUUGUUAUUUUUAAAUUUGCAGUAUAAAUUUGGAGGGUGUGUUUCUAGUUCCGCUCUUACUGUAGUCACUCGCAUAGAUUUUAUUCACCAUUGGUUUCUUUUUUACUUUUUUGAAACAUUAGUCACUUUCCAUUUAUUUUUGUGGACAAGGACAGUACAAAUUGCACUGGUAUUGGUUCUUUUUUCUAUCUUUUUAACAUGUAGGUUGUGGGUAUAGUUUUUAUUUCUUUGUAUCUUGCUGUAUGAAAGUGGCGUUGUUUGUAAUUUAUGUUAACAUUUGUUUGUCCAAUCACUACCAAGUAGUGUUUACCUGUAUGAUGAACUGUUGCUUUUAACCUUUAUGUCCACCAAAACUUAAUGUAUUUUAUUGAAUUUUAUUCAACUUCUUGCCCUUUGGGCUUUGCUUUUGCAGAAACCCCCUUUUAAAGAGGACUUUAUCUUUGCUGUUGAAAAUGAAAAAAAGCUGUUAUUAGGUUCCCUGUAUUUUAUUUUGUAUUAGUGCUGUGUUGAUGUCAACUGAAAACCAUUCAGUAUUCUACCCCCAAAAGUUCUGUUGAGCAUAGAGGCGUGCAGAGUUCAUGGAGAGCACUUGUGAUAAGGAAAUUUUACUACGUACUAUUUGUUGUAAGGUCAUACACACUCUUGUAAAAAUCUUAAAUGGUGUGUAAUUUUAUCUGUUAAUACCUAGAAAAGAGUCACCAGUAUGCAGUCAGAAUAUUUUUUAAAAAUGUAUAAGUGAAAUCAACUUCUUCCAUUUGUUAGCGAAAGGAAUGUGUAAAGCUCCUUUUGCCUGUGCUGAGAGUUUGCCUAGUUUUGUGUUAGCUUUCAAUGAAGUGUAACACAUUACUUCAUUUGAUCUGUAUGUGGUUCAUUUUCCUUUUAGUCACCUAUUAGAAAUCUGAGGUCAGUGUAUUGACGCUGUCAGUCUAAUGUGAAAUUUUAACGGCGGGUGAUUAAGAACAUGAAUCUCACAAAACCAGAGCUAAUGAAAGGAGUACCUUCUUGGACACCAAAUCGGUACUCUACAUAGAUUUGCUUUUGCUAUCAAUCUUGGAUAGCCUUGUGUAACAGUGGUUGGUAGAGCACAUGUUAAUUCUCACUCCUUUUUUCCCCUUCUAAUUUGGUCAUGCUUGUCUUCACUAUUUUCUGAGGACAUGCUGUCUUAUAGAAAUGUAGCCAAUCUCGCCAACAGUAUCCAGCUCCUAUAAUCGACUUGUGCAUUUCAUUCAUAGAUUUUAAAUUGGUGUCAUUCGAAACCAUAGCUGCUGUGCGUAUUGUUUUCGCUCAAAAUUUUGACCUUUGAAAAUUAAGGCAGGACUUACCAUGCAGUAAAUAUUUUUCUUGCCUACAUUAAAUCUACAUUUUGACAGGCCCCUAGCAUAAUAUGUCAGAACCGAACGAUUCCUUGGUUCAGAAAGCAUUUGAAGUCAUCUUGCCAGUUACACCAGUCUUUUUGUUUUUGUCUCUUUUCUCUCUUUUGUAUAAUAUUUUGUAGUGUUUAGUAAACUGCUGUACCUUUUGGAAAUUUGUGAUAAAUCUUUGUUGGUAUUUUUUUUUCUUGUUUUAGGAGUCCUUCAGUGUUGGCUUUUAAGGAAGGCUGUUGUUUCCUCACAUUGCUUGUAGAGAAGUGCAUCAAAAACGAUCUUCUUGACCAGAUAACUUAAUUGUAAUGUGUCAAUAGUUGGGACUGCUGCUUAAUUUAAAUGAAAACCUUUAAGUUCAGUUAUCAAGUGAGCAGCUUCAUUGUUCCCAGUCAAUGAUUUUCUUUUAUUCUACUCUUUUUUUUGUCAUUUCACACUUUUCAUUGUAAAUGUAAAAUCUAUCUUGUAGAUAACAUAGUUCUGUAUUGUUUAAAAAAGACAGUUUCUUUCGGAAGCAUGAUGGUGGCCAUUGAUAACUGUGAUGCGUGAGAAUAUACAAAGUUAAAAUUAACUAUUUUUGUAAAAUGGAAACAAUUGUGUUGGUACUUUUACUAUGUCAUUAGUUUUAAUUUCAGCUUCAUUUUUCUUUGUGGCUUUCUUUUAAAGAAAAUUUGCAUGUACUUUUUAGUUUAACUUUUCUCUAAAAAUCAUCUUACAAGGUAAUGAAACCAUGACAAAAUUUCAAUGUUUUGUGUGUCUUUUGGUGUUGCCCAUAGAUUUUGAUUUAGUUGAAUCCUUCUGAAGGGGUCUUAGCAUUGCAUCGCAUAUUUUAAUCUUUUUCCAAGUCCCAAUUAAUUAAUAUGACGACCAAGUUUUGGGUGAAACUGUCUCUGUAACUCAUUUCUAUGAAUGAGUGUCUAAUGUGUAUCCAUCAACAGUGAAAAAGCCAAUUGAAAUCAAGCUGUGGGGUAUGUGAUCAGUAAAUGUGUAUACGUUUCUCAUUAAAUUACUCAUUAUAAGGGCAAAGUAUUAUAAAAUUAUAUGAAUCAAAGUUCUCUCCUGAGAAAGUACUACAGUAGUAUGUCUGUGUUGUUUAUUUUUUUAGUAAGAACUGGUAUUAACCAUAGAGGACAUACAUAUGACAUGUAGAAUCUUAUGAAUUUGCUUCAUGUGUAAGCUUUGGAACUAGUGUGAAGCUUCUACAAAAUUUACUGUAUGCAUACUGCUAAUGUACCAUAUUAGACAAUAUGUAAUUAUUCUAAGACCCUACACUACAUUCCUCUUACCUGGUGACCCCUUUAUUGUUCACAAUUUCUAUUGGUGCCUAUGCACCCUGCAAGAGCUUCAUAGCAGAUUUUUUUUCUAUUAAGUGAGCAGCUGGCUGUAAAGAUGCUACUUUAAGCUAGCUGGUCAUGCAUUUUUAUCUGUCUGUAUGCACUCCCAUUCAUUCUUGUAAAGGUAGAAUUGGAAUUUAAGUUAUCAGUAAUAAACUCGUAUUCUUUUUAGUA
Messenger RNA from Thrips palmi, 6595 nucleotides. RefSeq names its product menin (gene Mnn1). The record is from RefSeq and is a predicted model, not a curated record. Lineage: Eukaryota; Metazoa; Arthropoda; Insecta; Thysanoptera; Thripidae. Gene Ontology annotation, molecular function: transcription cis-regulatory region binding; chromatin binding; Y-form DNA binding. Gene Ontology annotation, biological process: negative regulation of cell population proliferation; regulation of transcription by RNA polymerase II; negative regulation of cell cycle. Gene Ontology annotation, cellular component: chromatin; histone methyltransferase complex; nucleus. The transcript has 7 exons. Bases 210 to 2222 code for a protein of 670 amino acids.